AUGGAGGGGUCAAGGGCUGCCCCUCAGUCUUACUGGGACCUGGGUCUGGAAAAAAUAUUCAGGGUUGUGCCAACAUUGUCUGAAGAUGGAAGACCAGGCCCUAAUCCUGAUACCUUUCAUCAGGAGCUGGUAAUAUGUGCAGCUAUUGGAUUUUUUAUUGUUCUCUUGUUUUUGUGGAGAAGUGUUCAGUCUGUUAGAAGCAGGCUUUAUGUGAAGAGAGAAAAAAUGCUUGCUCUAAAACUUUCUGAACUAAUUGAAGAAAAAUGUAAACUACUUGAUAAAGUUAGCCUUCUUCAAAAAGAGCAUGAAGGCUUACAGUUAUCUUUAAAGGAUGCCAAUUCUGAGAAGUCAUCAAAAGAAGUGCAACAUUUGGAGACCAUAUAUGAAAUGGUGAAUAGGUCCAAAUCUAAACUUGAGGAUAAAAUUCUCUUUCUAGAAAAGGAUCUAAAAGAAGAGAAAUCUAAACAUUCUGAACAGGAUGAACUGAUGGCAGAUAUAUCAAAAAGGAUAAAGGCCCUAGAAGAGAAAUCAAAAUCCCUCAUAUCACAAGUAGAUGAAGCUAAAACAACCUUAAGACGAUUUCAAAUGAAUGAAGAAGGACUAAAGGUAGCAAUAAAAGUGGCUUUGAAUGAGAAUUCCAAACUGCAAGAAAGCCUGAAACACCUUUUACAAGAAGCUGAAGUAUGGAAGGUUAAAGUGAGUGACCUUAAUAAACAGAAAAUAAUAUUUGAAGACUCUAAAGUACAGGCAGAACAAGUUCUGCAUGAUAAUCACAUUAAGUCUCUGACUGAACGCUUGCUAAAGAUGAAAGAUCAGGCUCCUGUGCUUGGAGAAGACCUAACAGAUGAUGGUAACUUGCAGCUGGAAAUGAAGAGUGAAUCAGAAAUUGGUGCUCACUCAGGUAAUCAGCUAAAAGAAGCUUCAAAGGAACUGGUUUAUGCUGCUGAGUUAAAUGCCUCUUUAAAAACCUUAGGAGGAGAAAUAAAUCAAAUUUAUACUUUCUUAUCUGAAGUAGAUGAAACAAAAGAAGAUCUUACAGAAUGUAUUAAAAAUCUCCAGACUGAACAAGAAUCUUUGCGGUCAGAAAAUACACAGCUUGAAAAUGAGAAUCAGAAGCUUUGGCUGAAACUUAAAGUAAUAACGGAAUGGUACCAAGAAAAUGCAACGAAACUCCACAGGAAAUUAAUAGUAGAGGAAAAGUGCCAGUUAGAGGAAGAGGAGAGACUUUGCAAAGUGGAUAAAAGGAUCAGCCUUACAGCUAAACAGCUGGAGACCUAUAGAAAGCAAGCCAAAGAUCUGGAGGAAGAAUUGGAUACAACCAUUCAUUAUUAUCAGAGACACAGUAUUUCUUAUGAGAAAAAAGCACGUGAUAAUGCGCUGGCAGCCUUGAGUGCUGAGAAAAACCCCAAGUACUUAAAGUUAGUAAAUGCUCACAACAGACAAUAUUUUUUAUCUCUUUAA
Messenger RNA from Sciurus carolinensis (gray squirrel), 1461 nucleotides. Its product is annotated as melanoma inhibitory activity protein 2-like. The record is from RefSeq and is a predicted model, not a curated record. NCBI's taxonomy places the organism in Eukaryota, Metazoa, Chordata, Mammalia, Rodentia, Sciuridae. Gene Ontology annotation, cellular component: endoplasmic reticulum membrane; endoplasmic reticulum exit site. Gene Ontology annotation, biological process: protein secretion; endoplasmic reticulum to Golgi vesicle-mediated transport; vesicle cargo loading.